UUUUCUGACGAUAUGUCAGUAGAAGAUAAUUGUGAUGAUGUUUUGGACAGAUUUAUGGCAGCAUUAAAUAAUUAUAAUCGUUUUUUAAAUUCCAAUGAUUCAUCAAAUGCUAAAGGUGAUUACAGCAUAAGAAACACAAAUCAAAAUUCUGAAAAAUUGAUUAAAUCAAAUGAUUCGAAAGGAUUUCCAAAUGAUGAUCAGUGUGUUAAUAACGAAAUAAAAUACGAUGAGGAUGACUUCAACAAUACAAGUAUUUAAUGUUUAGCUUUAAAAAAUCCCCUUUUCCUUUUUAAUUUGAGGUUUAAAGUGGAAAGUUAAGAAUUAGGAGUUUUUUUGAUAAAAAAGGAUUUAUGAUAGUAUUUUUAGAUAGAAAAGGAUUAUGGAAUGAUAAUAUUCCUAUUUUAGUGGUUUGGAAAGGGUCACCCUGAUCAUCAAUAGAGAUUGGACUGUUAGGUUUGUACUGAUUCGACUACUAUUGAUUCCAAUAACAGAGUCCCGUUCCUAAUCACAUGCUCUUUCUUAAUUAUGAGUAACUCUUUUCUAAGGAAAAUAAUUAAUUUGCAGCUUAUCCUAUUUAGAUGUCAAAACAGAAUGCACGGUUCCAGCUUACAGUUUUAAUCACGCAGUUAACAAUGCCACUUUUAAUUGGGCGGUUGUUGGUGCCGCUGUUGGACUUUUAUUUGGAGGUUUUAAAGGCGCCAUUAUUGGAUCUGUUAUUGGGGCUGCUGUGGGGAUUAUUCUUGGUGCUGUUGUCUAUGUUUGUCAUUCAAUUGACAAAGUCUGUGUUGCUGUUAUUAAUACAAGUGAGGAUGUUAGUAGA
Meloidogyne enterolobii is the source of this 820-nucleotide messenger RNA. NCBI's taxonomy places the organism in Eukaryota, Metazoa, Nematoda, Chromadorea, Rhabditida, Meloidogynidae. The record is from the annotation of a GenBank genome assembly.